UCUGAUUGCAGAGCUCCAUCAAAGUCUAACUUCUUCUGGAAGCAGCCAGAUGGCAAAAAAGAAUGGGUUUUCUGUGGAUCAGCUCUGUCGUCUAAGAAUUCCAGAACAGGAUAAUCUGAUAUUUACCUUGUCCUUGUAAGAAGUAGAUAUUUUUGUUGAUAGGUUGUGACCAUCACAAAGAGUUAUGCUUUGUGUAUAAGAUGGAUGAUGAUUUUGCCACUCAUAAAUUUGGUCCUUUUGACAAAAGCUCUUCCCUGAUAUUCAUUGUGCCACUAAUGUAGUUUCUUUUGGUUGAGUUUGCAAGCAUGAUUGGUGCAAGUGUGACAAAGUUUUGAAGUCCACACGUCAUUGCAGCUACAGAUGCGAAUGGUGCAGGCACUAGAACCCUUAAAGUUCUCAUGGCCGUUUCAAAUGGGAAGCGGGUUCUUAAACCGGGUUCUGGACUUGGCAGGGAUAAAAGCGUGCAAAGAAGCUAUGCAGCCUGUUGAUGAAGAAAGAUAUGAAAUUAGUCUUGAUAAUCAUGGUGAAAAACUUUAAUAAGGCUUAAAAGAAGAGAAACUGAGAUUGUAUAUUUCUCUUUAUCUGAUCCAUGUUCAACAUAGGAAUAUAUAUACAUAUACAGCCAACGUUCAACUCCUAAAUUAGUGCAGUUGGCCUUGAUUUACUAUAAUGGAAAAUCAUUCUAUUAAUUAUUUUGAUUUUGUUAUCUCUUGACCGUUGUUUGCUUUGAUAUUUGAUUUCUGCAUACUUUGCUCUUGAUUUGUGAUUUCUGCUUCCUUGUUCUUUCCUUGUUGGUCAUGUACUUGUCUCUUUCCUUUCUGAUUGUCUAACUUUCCUUUCUGUUCUCCAUGAUGUUCGUGAUUUGCUGUGAUAGUCUUCAUACGUGGAUGUCAUGAUGGCCCUAAAACUGGCAGACUUAGGGUAUUAAAUAACGAACCAAAGCUCUUUCAUGGCUUUAACUUUUAUUGUGGGUGACUUUGUAUCUGCUUACAAGCAAGAUCUUAUAAAUUUGGUAGUUGCAGCAGAAGGUAUAGUUUCGACUAUUAGUGAGGAACUACUAGGAUGGUAAUACUCAUGACCAGGCAGCAGCUCUAUCAAGUAGAGUUGUGGUGUAUAACCUUGAUCCCCCGGAGGGAUCUGAAUUAGAAGAAGAAGUUUCAAUUAUGUGGCAGAGAAUUAACGAAGCGCAAGAGUUGGCUACUAAAAUUGGAGGACAAGUCACUGGUCACACAUGGCUUUUGGAAUCAAUUGCAGCGUAUAAAUUGAAACUUUUAGG
Rubroshorea leprosula is the source of this 1276-nucleotide messenger RNA. The record is from the annotation of a GenBank genome assembly. Lineage: Eukaryota; Viridiplantae; Streptophyta; Magnoliopsida; Malvales; Dipterocarpaceae.